AUGGGCCCAUGGAGUUCCAAGGGCCCCAAAGUGCAGCAAGCGCGAGUCCUGCUCCUAGGCCUGGACGGGGCGGGCAAGUCCACACUCCUAUAUCAGCUGAGCCUGGCACAGCGCAUGGCCACCCUGCCCACCGUGGGCUUUAAUGUGGAGACGCUGGAGUGGGACAGAGGCCUGUGGGUCACCUUGUGGGACGUGGGGGGCCAGGAGAAGAUGCGGACCGUGUGGGGCUGCUACUGCGAGCAUGCUGAUGGGCUUCUAUACGUGGUGGACAGCUCCGACCUGCCGCGCCUAGAAGCAUCCAGGAGGGCCCUGGAGCGACUUCUGCAGAACGACCACCUCAAGCAUGUGCCCGUGGUUAUCUUGGCUAACAAGCAAGACGUGGAGGGAGCCCUGGGAGCCGAGGACCUCACCCGCAGGUUCCGAAUACAAAAGCUAUGCAGUGACCGCAGCUGGUACGUGCAGCCUUGCAGCGGGCUUAGCGGGGACGGGCUGGCCCAGGGUUUCCAGAAGCUGGUGGCUUUUGUGAAGAGCCACAGAAAGUCAAGGGCUGCCCUUGCCUUCUUCAAGCCCACGUGA
Messenger RNA from Suncus etruscus (white-toothed pygmy shrew), 576 nucleotides. It is a transcript of the gene ARL14, whose product is annotated as ADP ribosylation factor like GTPase 14. The coding region runs from base 1 to 576 and encodes 191 amino acids. Gene Ontology annotation, cellular component: cytoplasm. NCBI's taxonomy places the organism in Eukaryota, Metazoa, Chordata, Mammalia, Eulipotyphla, Soricidae. Gene Ontology annotation, molecular function: GTPase activity; GTP binding. The transcript has a single exon. The record is from RefSeq and is a predicted model, not a curated record. Gene Ontology annotation, biological process: intracellular protein transport; vesicle-mediated transport.